AUAUGUAGUCCUUGUUUCGCUCGUUUAUGUCUGAACCCACUUUGCUUCGUCUCUCUGCUUCUGGAGAAAGUACUGUUUUAAUCUUUUUAUCUCCAAAUCUCAACAAAAUAAAACCCAAAUAUGUCUUCACCAAGCAAACGCCGAGAAAUGGAUUUGAUGAAACUGAUGAUGAGUGACUAUAAGGUGGAGAUGAUCAAUGAUGGCAUGCAAGAGUUUUAUGUGGAAUUCAAUGGACCAAAAGAGAGUCCUUAUCAUGGAGGUGUGUGGAAGAUAAGGGUGGAGCUGCCAGAUGCUUAUCCUUAUAAAUCUCCAUCAAUUGGCUUUGUCAACAAGAUAUAUCACCCAAAUGUUGAUGAAAUGUCUGGUUCAGUUUGUUUAGAUGUUAUCAAUCAAACUUGGAGCCCCAUGUUUGAUCUGGUUAAUGUAUUUGAAGUUUUUCUUCCUCAACUUCUUUUGUAUCCCAACCCGUCAGACCCAUUGAAUGGAGAAGCUGCUGCUCUAAUGAUGCGUGAUCGCACUACUUACGAACAAAGAGUGAAAGGGCUCUGCGGUUGUGCCAGUGGAUAUUCAUAUUGCAGGGAUAUGUUAAUUCCAAGAAUUUGAAGAAUGAAACUGUUUACCACCUAUUUUAACUUUCUGAUUAUAGGAGCAAGGUUGGAUGCAUAUAAUAGUCAUUUUAAGCUGAACAAGAACCAACUCUUCAACUCUCUUUACUUGCUUAUCUUUAGAGUACAAAUUUAAUCUCAAAAUGUUAUUCCUGUGGGCUGGAGUUGCAAGUGUUGUUCUAUUUAUAUAUUCUUAUAAUUAGGGAAGAAUUAAUGAAGUGAGAUACAUUCAGCCAGCACAUUAAUUGGCGACAUGGUUGUAUUAUGACAUGGAAAGGAUGGAUCAGUUGUCAUUUAUAUUAAACAUGGGAAUGUUUCUUGCUUUCCUUACUGUAUGAUCUUUGCAAAGAAUUGCUUUAUAAGAAUUUCAUUUACUAA
This is a messenger RNA of Mangifera indica (mango), 983 nucleotides long. RefSeq names its product ubiquitin-conjugating enzyme E2 4. Gene Ontology annotation, molecular function: ubiquitin conjugating enzyme activity. The record is from RefSeq and is a predicted model, not a curated record. Gene Ontology annotation, cellular component: nucleus. NCBI's taxonomy places the organism in Eukaryota, Viridiplantae, Streptophyta, Magnoliopsida, Sapindales, Anacardiaceae. Gene Ontology annotation, biological process: ubiquitin-dependent protein catabolic process; protein polyubiquitination. The transcript is spliced from 6 exons. Bases 121 to 603 code for a protein of 160 amino acids.